Polychytrium aggregatum is the source of this 1243-nucleotide messenger RNA. RefSeq lists its product as uncharacterized. NCBI's taxonomy places the organism in Eukaryota, Fungi, Chytridiomycota, Chytridiomycetes, Polychytriales. The transcript has a single exon. Bases 143 to 1042 code for a protein of 299 amino acids. The record is from RefSeq and is a predicted model, not a curated record.
GCGGCAUCCAUCGCUGGCUCAGCAUCUCCCAUCUCAGCAUUGCAGUAUUCCAUAUCUCCACAUCCUGAAGCUCGCCAGCCACCAGUAACUUCCAUCCAACGGCCAACGCGGCGCCAAUCCAAGUUCCAUCUCCGCCUCCACCAUGUCGUCCAACAACGUUGACUAUGCCGCUCUCAUGGGCUGGACGAUGCUUCCGGCCGCUAUCUCGGCCGGCAUCUUUGCCGUCGUCGAUCUCGCCUUCAUUUUCUACUGGCGGGCGUGCCGCAUUCCCCCGGCCAGGCGCACCCUCUUCCACCUGGUUCUGUGGGCCACCUUCCGCACCGCCGCCAUGGUGUGCCGCACCAUGCUCAACUUUGACCAGUACGCCAGCAACCUCACGCUCUUUAUCGUCACCGAGCUCCUGAUGAGUUUGGCCAUGUUCCCCCUCAUCCGCAUCACCAUCGCCAACCUCUUCAAGGUCAACGAGUCGGUCAUCUUCCUGAAGCAUGCAUUCAGCGAGCAGUACAAUGCCGGAGGCCGUCGAAACCACUCGACCCUCGGCCGCCGAGAACUUGCCGGCCUCAAGCGGCUCCAGGACAUGACCUCCAUCGUCAUUCUCUUGGUCGUGGUCGAUCUGAUUGCCGCCAUCAUCUGGAUCAUGAACACGCCCGCCGGCACCCCUCCCGACCCGACUGCCGUCACCAUGCGCCUGGGCGGCACCUGGGCCGUCGCCGGAAUCAGCUGGCUUGAGCUGCUCGCCGCUGGUUACACCCUGAUGGUGUCGCAGGCACUGCCCUUCCAGGCACGCACGGGCUCCUUUGUCGUGUCGUGCUCGCAGAUCCUGAUCUACCAGUCCCUGGCGCUCACCGUCCGCACGGGCUACAAGCUGUACUCGGUCGGCGUAUUUGGUCCGGCUCCGGUGACUGUGCCCGAAAUCAUCUUCUUCACCCUCGACCUGCUGCCCGAGCUCCUGUUUGCGCUUCCGUUCCUGAUGCCCAACCAGGUCGAAAAGAUGGAGCCCAUUACCGACGAGCAAAAGGACGGUCUCUUGGCUGGUGCCUAAAGCUGGUGCCUUUCCGGACAUGCAAAGACCGUCCACAUUCCCGCAUCUCGCUUGGUGAACAAGGUCAUGGGCGCUUGAGCCGAUGAGCACAGGUCGGUCAAACGGUCACCACCACAGCGAGCCGCGGAGGAAGGAACGAGUCCCAAAAGUAUCCGCGACGCAACGAUGAUCGACGCAUAAUAUAAAGAAUAUGCUGCAGUG